Molecule: messenger RNA, 886 nt
Organism: Stylophora pistillata
Lineage: Eukaryota; Metazoa; Cnidaria; Anthozoa; Scleractinia; Pocilloporidae
Product: mitochondrial fission process protein 1
Biological process (GO): mitochondrial fission
Cellular component (GO): mitochondrion
Source: RefSeq, a predicted model, not a curated record
GAGACGAGGCUUGUACGAGAGACAAUGGAAUUAAAAGUCAAGAUGGCGGUCGAAUGAUGGUGGAAAAGCAGCAAGAUGUUUCCGAUAUCACGGUAGCUGACGUUGAUAUUUUCAGGGAUACAGCGUUAAGAUAUCUAGGAUAUGCCAAUGAAUUUGGUGAGGCAUUCCGUACCCACAUCCCUCGGUUAAUGUACCUCGGUAGCUAUGGAGUUGCCUCCACCUACUGCCUGGCAGACUCCAUUGACAAAGGGAGGCGAUGCUACCAGGAAAGCACCCAUCUGUCCAGCUACCUCAAGAAACGCAAAGCUGUUGAAACCAUGGUAGAGGCAGCCAUAUGGCAGGGGUUGGCUUCAGUGAUUAUCCCAGGGUUUACAAUCAACAGAAUUUGUGCAGCAUCUAGGUUCACACUUAACAGAUAUGCGAGAGGAGUGCCUCCUAGUACCCAAAUGUGGAUGACCACUAUUGUGGGACUCACUGCAAUACCCUUUAUUAUCAAACCUAUAGACAGACUGGUGGAUAGUGUAAUGGAAGGAUUGAUUCAUAUUUCACGACAACUUGGUAUCUCUCAUCAACUGGAUCACAGCCACAAGAAAUAGAACCCUGGAAAUCCCAUAUUAAAACAAAAUUUCAUGGACAGAUUACUUUUAUUAGGUUAUUUUCUCUGGUUUUGUCAUAGUGACUGCCACUCCCACUCUGUAUUCCAUAAGUCAAUAAUGAACAUUUAACUUGGUAUUUUGAAUGCCAUAACUUUUAUGCCAUGACGCUGAUGCACAUAAAGAUUGUUACAUAUUUUUAUGUGUGAAAAAUUAUGCAUUAUUUAUGUUAACUAAAGGCAAUUUGCUGUUACCAGACUCUUCAAUAAACUUGGUGUCAGUUUCUUUUUGAA